AUGGCAAUGAACGUCAGCUUAACUGUUAUGGAUGAUGAACCAAAUGAUCAUAAUGACACUGGCACUGAUCUCUCAUAUGAGAGCCCAGCAGAGAUGCUGCAUUAUGACUUGGAAUACAUUAUUGCUGUUGCCUUCACUCUUGCGACCUGUUGCACUGGACUAGUUGGGAAUGGAAUUGUCAUCAGGCUUCUUGGCUUCCACAUUAAGAGGAACCCUUACACCACCUACAUCCUUACUUUGGCUGUUUUUGAUUUUGGAUUCCUCACAUCCCUAGCUAUAUAUUACAUUUUCUUUUCAACUUUCAUUCCAUCGUUAUAUAUAAAUGAUGAUAAUCUUCAUUUUAUAUUUUUGCGUUUCUCCUGGUGCACGUACAUCUCCAGUGAACUUCUGCUGACAGCCAUCAGCAUCGACAGGUGUGUGUCUAUCCUCUUCCCAAUUUGGCAUCGAUGCCACCGGCCAACCAACUUGUCUAUCACUGUGUGUGUCCUCAUAAGCGUCUUCUCCUUCCUGAUCUCUGUCAUUCCCCUCACUCCCAUGACAACUAUAAACUACCCAUUUUUCAUAUCUGCCCUGCUUUGCCUCCCCCUGAUGACCAUCUCCACUGUAAUUAUUUUAAUCAAAGUUUGUUUUAAAUCACAACAGAGGCAGCGGGGAAAACUCUUGAUGGCUGUCUUACUUUGUCUUCUAUUCUUCCUCAUCCUUGGUUUUCCACUUACUGUCAUCAUUGUUCUUGAUACUUCUUUUCGUUUGUGGUUGAGCGGUACAGAAAAGUAUUUCUUAUUCUGUGCCUCCCUUAACAGCAGCGUUAAUCCAGUAAUCUAUUUACUGGUUGGGAGAAAGAAAGGAGGUCGAUCUAGAGAGACCAUGAAGGCAAUCCUGCAAAGGGUUUUGAAAGAGGGGGAAGAAGACGGCGGACAGGAACUGGACCCUCCAAGUUGA
Molecule: messenger RNA, 939 nt
Organism: Elgaria multicarinata webbii
Lineage: Eukaryota; Metazoa; Chordata; Lepidosauria; Squamata; Anguidae
Product: mas-related G-protein coupled receptor member H-like
Exons: 1
Coding region: 1-939 (312 amino acids)
Biological process (GO): G protein-coupled receptor signaling pathway
Cellular component (GO): membrane
Molecular function (GO): G protein-coupled receptor activity
Source: RefSeq, a predicted model, not a curated record